AUGGAUGUCCGCAAAACUUUUGCCGUUUCACAUCAUGGAAAGAGUGGAGGCCUUACACUAGACUGGCAAACUGGUUUCUCAUUAGCUGAGGGUGCUGAUUCAGCCAUAGUGUGGCAAUAUAAAUUCUCACAAUUACGAGGCUCCAGCGAUGAUGGCAAAUCAAAAUUAAAGUUACAUUUCCAGGAUCAUGAAACACGAGCAAUUGAAACAAAAGAACUAGAAUGUCAAGUGCUACAGAGUUUGUUGUUUUGUAUGCAUGCAUUUCUGACAGCUAAAGUUGCGUCUGUUGAUCCAGCAUUUUUAAGUUCUAUACAACAGACUUAAACUUAGUAACAACUAUAAAUGCAACUGUUUUGUUUUUAUUUUUUUAACAAAAUAUAUAACAAACAUUCGAGUUGUACGAGAGUAUACUUACUAUAUUACUUAAAUUAAUUAAAAGCAAAAAUGAACAAAAAACAAAACACUAUGAAUUCUAAGUAAGUAUGUAUUUACAUAAAUAUUUAUAUAAACAAUAUUAUUAAUUAUAUAAUAUUAUCAUAAAAAUCAACAAAAUUAUAUACAAAAGCAAACACAAACAAACAAGAAAACUAUUUAUUAAAAAUUUAACAAAAAAAACAAAUAAUUCAACUAUUAUGAAACUUUAAAUGU
Lucilia cuprina (Australian sheep blowfly) is the source of this 648-nucleotide messenger RNA. RefSeq names its product gamma-2-syntrophin-like. Bases 1 to 324 code for a protein of 107 amino acids. Gene Ontology annotation, molecular function: structural molecule activity. The transcript is spliced from 3 exons. The record is from RefSeq and is a predicted model, not a curated record. Lineage: Eukaryota; Metazoa; Arthropoda; Insecta; Diptera; Calliphoridae. Gene Ontology annotation, cellular component: intracellular anatomical structure; dystrophin-associated glycoprotein complex.